Molecule: messenger RNA, 4294 nt
Organism: Syngnathoides biaculeatus (alligator pipefish)
Lineage: Eukaryota; Metazoa; Chordata; Actinopteri; Syngnathiformes; Syngnathidae
Gene: phex
Product: phosphate regulating endopeptidase homolog, X-linked
Exons: 23
Coding region: 1482-3728 (748 amino acids)
Biological process (GO): protein processing
Cellular component (GO): plasma membrane
Molecular function (GO): metalloendopeptidase activity
Source: RefSeq, a predicted model, not a curated record
CAAAUGAGGUGUUGACGGAGCUGCCCAAAUCUCAAGGUCGGCACCCGGCAUGUUGCAAAUGUUUACUUGGUUGCUUUGCCACUACCUUGGUUCCGCCUUUCCCGGGCAGUUUUCGACUUUCUCUGUCCUCGUGAUCUCGCCGUUGCUUUUAUGAGGAGGACACAAGGAAAUGAAUUGACUGAGUCUAAUAUCUUUGUUCCAAGUAAAAAGUAUUUGACAGAAAUUCAAAAGGAAAAAAAAAAUGCAACCUUAGACUUGAGAACUAUCACGAGAAUGUAAUUUUCUAAAACAAUACACAGAUGACAUGAACAAAAAUAUUGAAUCAAAUAAAGUGGACCACAAAUAUUUGGGAAAAAUGAAAACCAAUAUUUUUAUAUAAUUUUAUUUCUGCAAAUGCCAAAGUAUUGGACAAUGCGACAAAAAGUAAAUAUGAAGUAAAAAAUAUAAGGAGAAAAUACAAACAAAAAUACCAAGUAAUUUAGAUGAAUAUUUAGAAAAAAAUCCCAUUAGAUAAGUACAAAAUAUUUGGAAAAACAUGAAAAAAAAAAACGUUGAACAAAUAUUGAUUAGAAAAUGCAAAAGAUUUAAGCAGGAACAAAAAAUCUAGAUGGAAAAACAAAAAUAAAAUACUUUACCACUGACCUGUCUCAUCUUCACGUUUCCCUAGAAUUUUGGGGAACCCCAAAUUGUACCAACUCGGCCGGCGUCAGCCACCAAAUCAAUGAAAGGAACUUGAAAAAAAAAAAAAACCACAACUUUGACAUCAGCACUAUUCACCAAAUGUAAUUUAUGACUUUGGAAGGAAGUUAGUUGACGAUCACGAGCUCCUGUUUUUGUUUUGGAACGAUUGUUGUGAGCUUUCUCCACACGGCGUGAUCUCGAUGAGCCGCGACAAGAAUCAAGAGCGCUUGACAAACCGGGGGGGAUGUUUUCAGAUGCUCGGGAGGGAAGCCGAAAAAAAGCACGUGUCCAAAUGAGGAAAAAGGACUACUGCACAAAAAAUGUGAUGGAGGUAUAGAAAAAUAUGUAAAUUAAGAUGAAGAAUUAUGGAAGAUGGAAUAAUCUUUAAAAAAAUACUGGAAAAUAAUACAAUUGUGCAAUACACAAUUAUUUGUUAUAGUAUUACGAGGGGGGGUAAAAAAAAAGAAUAUUUUCGUGCUUUCACCGUGUUUCACGUGGCCACAAUCGGCCUCCACCUUCACUUUGAGCACACGCGGCGAUCAAUUGAUGUCAAGUUUGCCGGCGCCUGUCACAGUUUUGUCCGUCGUCCUUAAACCGAGUAAGCCGAGACGCGCCUGACGCGCCGCUUUCGGGUGGCGGCUUCUGGUUUUGUCCCUCGCGUAUGAACUCUGGUCGAAGGCCUCACACACGCACACCGAGAGGGAGGAGUGACUCCGGGAGGGGCUUGAAGAGGCCGCCAGAACUCGGAGGAGCCGCAGAGUGACACCGUACAGCUGACCAGAAGGAACCUGCCUUAAGUCAUGGAAGCGGAUCAUUUAAGCGGCGGCGGUGGCGACGGUCCCAAAUCCGAGCGGGGCAACAGCCGGCGCUACAGGACUGCGAUGAUCGUGUGUGCGUGUCUCUGUGGGGCUCUGCUGCUUGCGCUCUUAGUGGUGUCCCAAAGAAGCAAACAGCAGGAGUUCUGCCUGACUCCCGAGUGCAUCGAGGCGGCCGGAUCUAUUCUGAGUAAAAUGGACAAGUCGGUCGACCCCUGCGACGACUUCUACACCUUCUCCUGCGGCGGUUGGCUGGAGAACAAUCCCAUUCCCGAGGACUCGUCCUCGUACGGGAUCUACCCGUGGCUCCGCCAGCAGGUGGACGUGCGGCUCAAGGAAUUACUCGAAAUGCCCACCGAGCCCGACGAGCUGGAGGCGGUGACCAAGGCCAAAAUCCUCUACCGCUCCUGCAUGAACGAGAGUUUGCUGGAGGAGGCGGACGCGCAGCCCGUGCUGAGGACGCUCCAGCGGCCCGAGUUCCGCUGGCCCGUGUUGGGCGACGGCCUGGGCGGCGACUUCCGCUGGUCCGAGCAGGACUGGAGCCUCCUGCGGACUCUGGCCCGCGUCAGGAACCAGCACAGCAACAGCGUCCUCAUCAGGAUCUACGUCUCCCCCGACGACAAGAACUCCUCCGAAUACGUCAUCAAGCUGGAUCAGGCCUCCUUGUGUCUGCCGUCGAGGGAAGACUACAUCACGAACACCUCCGAUGCACAGAGGUACCGCGCGGCCUUGCUGAGCUUGAUGGUGGACACGGCCGUCAUGCUGGGCGCCCCCCACAAAGCGGCGCGGGUCCAGAUGGAGAAAGCGCUGGACUUUGAGACCAAACUGGCUCGCAUCCUGAUUCCCUUCGAGAACCGCACCAGCGAGAACAUGUACAACAGAUACACGCUGUCGCGACUGCAGCGCCACUUCCCGCAGUUGGACUGGAUGUUCUUGGUGAAGGCGGUGGUGGAGUCCGACAGCGACCCCUCCCGCGUCGUCUCCCCCUCGGAAGCCGUCAUCGUACGAGCGCCGCAGUACUUCCGGGAGCUGCUCAAGCUCAUCGACGCCACGGACCCGAGGACCGUCGCCAACUACGUACAGUGGAGGGCGGUUUUUUCCAAGCUCACCACCCUCAGCCGACGCUUCCUCUACAGAUAUUUGGAUUAUGCCAGGGUAACCACGGGAACCACGUCUCUGACGCCGCGUUGGGACAAGUGCGUCAACUACGUCGAGAACUCCCUGAUGUACGCCACGGGCCGCCUCUUUGUCGACGCCCACUUCCAGGAGGACAAGAAACACAUGAUGGACGAGCUGAUUGACGGCGUCCGCUGGGCGUUCGUGGACAUGCUGCAGAAGGAGAACGAUUGGAUGGACGAGGCCACCAAGACGAGAGCCGUGGAAAAGGCGCACGCCGUCCUGGCCAAAGUGGGCUACCCCGACUUCAUCCGGAAUGACAGCUACCUCAACGGCAACUUGGAGGAGCUGGACUUCGACGAGACCGACUUCUACGGGAACGUGCUGCAGACGCUGAAGUUCAUCGCUCAGUCCGACGUGGCCUGGCUCCGAAAGACGGUCCCGCGCACGGAGUGGUUCACCAGCCCCACCACGGUCAACGCCUUCUACAGCUCCUCCACCAACCAGAUCAGAUUCCCUGCCGGUGAGCUCCAGAAACCUUUCUUUUGGGGGAAAGAGUAUCCAAGGUCAUUGAGUUACGGCGCCAUCGGCGUGAUCGUCGGACACGAGCUGACGCACGGGUUCGACAAUAACGGAAGGAAGUACGACAAGGACGGCAACCUGGACCAGUGGUGGAGCAACGCCUCGGUGACGGCCUUCACAGACAAAACUCAGUGUAUGGUGGAGCAGUACAACGACUACUCCUGGGAGGAGGCGGGACUGAACGUCCGCGGUAAGAGGACGCUAGCGGAGAACAUCGCAGACAACGGCGGAAUGAGACAAGCCUUCAGGGCGUACCGGCGCUGGGUGGACGAGAGCCGAGGCGGCGCGGAGGAGCCGCUCCUGCCCGGCGUGGGACUGGACAACAACCAGCUCUUCUUCCUGAGCUACUCGCAUGUCCGCUGCAACUCGUACAGAGUCGAGGCCGCCAGAGACCAGAUACAGAGCGGUGCGCACAGUCCACCCAAGUACAGGGUGAUCGGCGCCAUGAGUAACUUCCCCGAGUUCAGCAGGGCCUUCGGCUGCCCCGACCCGUCCGUCAUGAACAGAGGCGCGCGCUCCUGCCGGGUGUGGUGACCUUUCAACACAAUUUUUUUGGUCAGGGGACAGGUUUGUAAAAACUUUAUCGUUAUUGUUAUCGUUUUUAUUAUGACUGGAGUGCAUCCAUCAUCCAUUUUUUUUCAAACCACUUAACCUCAACAUUUUUGUAACCGUGACAAGAUUCUCAAUGAAGCUUUGGAUGUUUUUAUUUUUUUUCAUUAUUUACAGCCCCUACACGAUGAACGAUGUAUUCCAUUUUUUUUUUCAUGAAAUCAUCAUCAUAGUAACUUUUUCAUAGUGAUUUUUCUUGUUUUUUUUUUUUUUUUGUCAAAUGGCAAUAUGAUCGAUUUCUCCAAGCAAAUUUGAGAAGAAAUCCAAUGAACGAGGACAUUUUUAAAUGUGUAUUAUACUACGUCAUUAUUAUAAAUGUAUAAUAUUUGCUACUUUUGAAUGAUUACAAAAGUCUGCGACAUACUACAAAUGUUUUACGGUAUUUCAUACUCACUGUGACAAUAAUCAUUCAGGGUUAACAUGUUCUAACAUCCAUAUUUAUUUAUUUUGAAUUUGAAAUGAUUAAAAAAUAAAUGUGGUUUGAAACGAAA